UAGCUCAUUGCGGCAUAGGUAUAGGUAGCCAGAGAGAUGGCAGCCGCCACCACCACCACGCCGAGCACCACGCUCACCAUGAAGCUACUCGUCGAUUCCAGCCCGCUGCGCCGGCGCGUGGUGUUCGCGGAGGCCGGCAAGGACACUGUCGACUUCCUCUUCUCCCUCCUCGCCCUGCCGGCCGGCACGGCCGUGAAGCUGCUGGGGAAGGAGUCCAUGGUCGGCUGCAUGGCGAACAUCUACGGCAGCGCCGAGAGGCUCGAGGACCCCUACGUCCAGCCCGGCGCGGCCAAGGACGCGAUCCUCUGCGCCGCCAUGCCGCCCCCCGCGGCUGCGCGACCCAACAGCUGGAUCUUCCCCUUGCCGGUCCCGGCCCCGAAGAGCUUCUUCCACUGCGGCACCAACUACUCCAGCUGCCGCAGCUACGUGACGGAGGUGAGAGGCACUGGUUGUCCCAACUGCGGCAACCAGAUGGUCAUUGACGCCAAGCUUAUCGAGUCGCCGGCGCUAGUGGCGCUAGUGAGGACAGGGUUCGUGCAGGGCGGCAUGGUGGCGUACACGGUGACGGACGACCUUGUGAUCACGCCCAUGUCGAACGUCUCCACCAUCGCGCUUCUCAACACCUGCGGGGUGAGGGAUCUCGGAACGCUCCAGGAGAGGACUGUGCAGAUUGGGCACAAGGAGGGUUUGGAGAUUCUCACGUCGUCGCUGCAGUCCAAGACUGUGCUCACUGAUGUUUUCCUUGGCAAGAAGCCGCCUUCGUCGAUGAAAAACGGCGGCAGCACCCCUCAGUUGGGCGGCACAAGACAUGAGUCUCUCACCUGGCGUGUAUGAGCCUUGAAGCGUACGUGUACUAUUAGAUAUAUAUAUAUAUAUAUGAAUUAGUGAA
Molecule: messenger RNA, 889 nt
Organism: Phragmites australis (common reed)
Lineage: Eukaryota; Viridiplantae; Streptophyta; Magnoliopsida; Poales; Poaceae
Exons: 2
Coding region: 37-834 (265 amino acids)
Source: RefSeq, a predicted model, not a curated record